AUCAGGGAGAGGUCAGUAAAAAGUAAUCAGAGAGAAUCAAAUUGUAAGAGUCGAAGAAAUUAACCAGAGUUCCACAGAGUGGGGAAAAAUUGGAUAACAUUUAACUCUGUAAUCACUACAGUUAUUCAUUGCUCGUUGCCCGUUAGAAGGCUAACCUAUGAAGUUUUUCAACUUGUUACUCAAAGAACAGCUUGGCUAAGAACGUGGAUGGGAAAUGAAUUGCUUUUGUCAACCUCGUCUUCCAAGGAUCACUUUGUCAGUCAAUCAUCAACCCUACAGAGUGGCACAAAAGAAUGGAUGAGAAGCAUUUAAAAGCAAGCUUAAUGAAGUAUUUCGGAGAAACAACAGCAAAAGUAACCAAAGAAACAACCGAAGAUGAAAUCAAAAGUAUCUAUGCUGCACGGUCAGCAACAUAUGACGAGGAACAUUCAGCGGCGCGCACUUCAUAUUUCAAGCCACUGGCCGAAUCUUUGCAUAAAGCCCUUAAAGAAAUUUACCAGGACAAACCAAUGAAUCAGAUCAAAAUCAUUGACGCUGGAGCUGGGACAGGUCUGAUUGGAGUUGAGCUCAAGAAACUCGGAUACACCAACCUAUGUGCUUUGGACAUCUCAGCUGAGAUGUUAACGGAAGCAAAGAAGAAAGAGGUCUAUACUGAAUUCAUCUGCACGUCUUUGAACGGGCAGCCGAUACCUCAGAUUAAAUCUAGGCAAUUCGAUGCUUUGAUUUGUGGUGGGGCGCUCAUUACAGGACGUAUCGGCUCAUCUGCUUUCGUGGAGAUGAUAAGAAUGGUUCAAACUGAUGGCGUUCUCUGUUUCAACAUAAUGAAAGAGGAAUUAGAACACUAUCAAGAGAUGAUGACGGAGCUGGAAAAAGCUGGCGAAUGGACGUGCAUGUCCAAAGAGUCUUCACCGUUCUAUGCAGCCGAGGACUUGCCCAGUGAAUGCUGGGGGUUCGUUUAUAAAGUUUUAAAGAAUUAAGAAACAUGUACCAUUACAGUUAAGCCUACCUCAUUUAGGCCAUACUGGAUAAUCAUUGUUUUAGCUGACUUAAAACAUCAGUUAUAAUGCUGCUGUGAAGUUUUGAUGUUUAAAAAGCAAGUAUAUGAAAUAAA
Messenger RNA from Pocillopora verrucosa, 1111 nucleotides. Lineage: Eukaryota; Metazoa; Cnidaria; Anthozoa; Scleractinia; Pocilloporidae. The record is from RefSeq and is a predicted model, not a curated record.